AAAUUCCCCGUGUUUCAAUAGACAGAGACAACUGCUCUGCUGGUUCAUGUUAACUGCCUCCAAAUAUAACUUCAACCUUUCAAGUUAUAUUCUCUACACUUCUUUCUUUCUACUUUAAGGUCAGACUAUUGUAUAUUCCAGCCUAUUAAUCAAUCCUUUAGUUCAUCCUAUCAAUUGCUGGUUCAAUUCGGAGUCCUAAACUACUUAUCCCCUUUUUAAAAAUAUUGCAACUGACAGCGCGGGGGUGAAAUAUACCAAGAUAACAGAUUACGUAUAAUACAACCUUUCAUACCAUGUCUUACGAUAGAUACAACUAUCAACCCAACUUUAAACCAGUCGAUCAUCUUUUCGAUGAUAGAUUACGUCAAUUCACCAAUGGUGGUGGUGAAUUUUCAGAUUUGAAUUUACCUAAAUUCUAUGAUGCUGAAAGAAAAGGUAUUCCAAAUCUUAAAUCUUGGAGAGUCCCUGAUGUUGAUGGUAAAACUGCUAGACCUUUAUUCAGAGAUAUUGAUUUCUCUACUAUUGAUUGGGAAAAUAUUGGUCCUGGUUAUAAUUUCGGUCCAUCUUGGAAAUCAUUCUGGGUUAAACUUGAAGUUGAAAUCCCUGAAUCUUGGUUAACUCAUGAAAUUAUUGAAUUGGAUUGGGAUUCAAGUUCUGAAGCUUUGAUUUAUGAUCAGAAUGGGUUACCUUUACAAGCUUUUACUGGUGGAGAAAGAAACUUAUUUAGAAUCCCUCACAAAUAUAGAACUGCUGAUUCUCAAACUUUUUAUAUUGAAGUUGCUUGUAAUGGUAUGUUUGGUAAUGGAGCUGAUGGUCAUCCUGAUCCUAAUAGAUACUUUAGAUUAAAUCAUGCUGAUUUGGUCUUACCAAAUAUGGAAGCUAGAAGAUUAUAUUGGGAUUUUUGGAUUUUAGGGGAUGCAGCAAGAGAAUUCCCUGGUGGUCAUUGGGAAAAAUAUCAAUCAGCUGAUAUUUGUACUAAAAUCAUGGAUGUUUUUGAUCCUAAUGAUCUUGAAUCAGUUACUAAAGGUAGAAAAUUGGCUCAAAAAUUAUUAGGUGAUAAAGUUGAUUCUGAAGCUGUAUUUGAUGAAUUCAAUAAUGAUAAAUUAAAAAGAAUCGAUGUCUAUGGUAUUGGUAAUUGUCAUAUUGAUACUGCUUGGGAAUGGCCAUUUGCUGAAACUAAAAGAAAAAUCGUUAGAUCUUGGACUACUCAAUUGAAAAUUGCUGAAGAAUAUCCUGAAUAUGUCUUUGUUGCUUCUCAAAUGCAACAAUUUAAAUGGUUAAAAUUGUAUCAUCCUGAAAUUUAUACUAAAGUUAAAGAAAAAUAUACUACUAAUCAAUUCUUACCUAUUGGUGGAUCUUGGGUUGAAAAUGAUACAAAUUUACCUAAUGGUGAAUCCUUAAUUAGACAAUUUUUAUUAGGUCAACGUUUCCAAUUUAAUGAAUUUGGAUUUUAUUCAAAUAUCUUUUGGUUACCUGAUACAUUUGGUUAUUCCUCUCAAAUUCCUCAAAUUUGUCAAAUUGUCGGUAUUUCAAGAUUUUUAACUCAAAAAUUAUCAUGGAAUAAUAUUAAUCAAUUCCCAUUAUCAACUUUCAAUUGGAAAGGGUUAGAUGGUUCUCAAGUUUUGGUUCAUAUGCCUCCUGCUAAUACUUAUACUGCUGGUGCUCAUUUCGGUGAUGUAAUUAGAUCCCAACAACAACAUAAGAAUUUAAGAGAUAUUCCAACUGGAUUAUUAUUAUUCGGUCAUGGUGAUGGUGGUGGUGGUCCAACAGAAGAAAUGCUUGAAAAACUUAGAAGAUGUAGAGGUUUAGCUAAUCAAACUGGUAGUUUGAUUCCAACUGUUCAUGUUGGUAAAACUGUGGAUGAUUUUUAUGAUGAAGUUUUGGAAAAAUCAAACAAUGGAUUGGAUUUACCAACUUGGGUAGGUGAAAUGUAUUUAGAAUAUCAUAGAGGUACUUAUACUACUCAAGCUAGAAUUAAAAGAUAUAUGAGAUUUGGUGAAAUUAGAUUACAUGAUUUAGAAUUGGUAGCAACCUUAGCUUCUGUAUCAUCCGGAAAAUAUAAAUAUCCAUCCAAGAAGAUUCAUGAUUUAUGGGAAGAUUUAUGUCUUUGUCAAUUCCAUGAUGUUGUUCCUGGAAGUUGUAUCGGUAUGGUUUAUUAUGAUGAAGUUUAUCCAAUGUUAGAAGAAUUAUUACAUAAGGCUGAUAAAUUAAUUGAAGAUGCGUUAGAAGUAUUAAGUGGUGGUGAAGCUAAAACUGAAACUCUUGAUAAUUUAACUUUCUUUAAUUCAUUACCUUGGAAGAGAUCGAAUGAAUUACUUGAAAUUUCUCAAGCUGAACAACCUAAAUUAUAUCAAUUAUUGAAUAAUGAAAGUUCAAACAUUACUGUCAAGAGUGCUAGUGAAGAUGAUACUAAAUUAGUAUCAGUUUCAACUUCAAAUGAUGGUGUGGUUAAGUUGAACUCUCUUGAUGAUAUUAAAUAUCCUGCUAGUGUAAAGAAAACUUCAUCAGGUCAAUAUAUUCUUUCUAAUGAUUUGAUUAAAGCUACCAUUUCAUCAACUGGUAUAAUCACCUCAUUAUAUGAUAUUGUCAAUGAACGUGAAAUCAUUGCUCCAGAAUCCACUAAACAAACUGGUGAUGGUGUUGUUGGUGGUAAUCAAUAUAUUGUGUUUGAUGAUGAACCAUUGAAUUAUUCUGCUUGGGAUACUGAAUUAUACUCGUUGAAUAAGUUUAAAUUAUUAAGUGAAGGUGAAGUCUCUAUUCUUUCUGAUAAUAAAUUAAAGAGUUCAAUCUUGGUUAAGAAUAAAAUCUCCGAUCAAUCAUAUAUUGAAACUGAAAUUUCUAUCCAAGGUUUACUUAGUAAUACUGAAGAAGUUGAUUUCAACUUUGUUAAAUUCAAGAGUUUUGUAAGAUGGCAUGAAAAAUAUAAAUUCUUAAAAGUUCAAUUCCCAACUACGAUUUAUUCCGCUAGUCAAGCUAAUUAUGAAACUCAAUUUGGUGUAACUCAAAGACCAACUCAUUGGAAUACUACUUGGGAAAUUGCCAAAUUUGAAGUGGCUCAUCAUAAAUUUAUGGACUUAAGUGAAUUCGGAUAUGGUGUUUCUGUUUUAAAUAAUUCGAAAUACGGUGGUGCCAUUCAUGGUAAUUUGAUUAGAUUAUCAUUAUUAAGAAGUGCUAAAUCUCCUGAUGAUCAAGCUGAUAUGGGAGAUCAUACUUUUGAAUAUGCUUUAUAUCCUCAUAAGGGUUAUUUAGGUGUUGAUACUGUUAAAUUAGGAUGGAAUUUCAAUUAUAGAAUUGAAAAACAUUUAUUCAAUUCUUCAACUUUCACAGCUUUAUCUAAAGCUAUUACAUUAGAAGGUUCAUCUAAUUUGAUUUUAUCUCAUAUUAAGAGAGGUGAGAAUGAUUAUGAUGUCAAUCAAUAUGAUUGUUAUAAGACCACAUCUAAACAAAAAUCCAUUGUUUUGAGAAUUUACGAAUCAUUAGGUGGUGCUUCAGCAGGGGUGUUGAAAUUAGACUCUAAAGUGUUAAACAUUGAUAAAGUUUAUAAAACUAAUGCUUUAGAAGAAGAAGGUGAAGAAGUUAAGUUGAACGAUAAAUCAGAAUUAGCUCUUAAAUUAAAGGCAUUCGAUAUUGUUACUUAUAAGAUUGUCUUAAAAGAGUAAGUUAGUUAGUUAGUUAUGAUUUUGAAUUUUUAUAGUUUGUUUUUAAGUUGUUUUCCAGUAUACAAAUAAGAAAAAAAAAAGUUACUCUAGUUAAAUAUACAUUUUGUUAAACAUAAAAGCUAUUAGACAUAUAGAUCA
Messenger RNA from Scheffersomyces coipomensis, 3797 nucleotides. It is a transcript of the gene AMS1, whose product is annotated as alpha-mannosidase. The transcript has a single exon. Gene Ontology annotation, cellular component: fungal-type vacuole membrane. Lineage: Eukaryota; Fungi; Ascomycota; Pichiomycetes; Serinales; Debaryomycetaceae. The record is from RefSeq and is a predicted model, not a curated record. Gene Ontology annotation, biological process: oligosaccharide catabolic process; mannose metabolic process. Bases 294 to 3659 code for a protein of 1121 amino acids. Gene Ontology annotation, molecular function: alpha-mannosidase activity; carbohydrate binding.